AUGUCCCAGAUGGACGAUUAUAAACCUCGCGUUGACGAUGAAGCUGAUGCCGACGCCGACGCCGACGCUGAUGACUACGCCUACGAUAUCCACCACGACGACACCCGCAAACGCAGUCAGCUUGAUAACCACAGCGACCCAAAGAAGCGCAAGACGCAGCAAUCUACUCCGAGGCUCAACAAGGAUGGCUCAGAGAAGCCAAAGCUUAGCAGGGGAAGUAGAGCCUGCCUGGUGUGCAGGAGAGUAAAGAUGCGCUGUAUCGGUGCUUCGGAAGGUGUAAAAUGCAAGCGCUGCUUCAACGGCGGCCAUGAGUGCAUCUUCGAAGAGUCAAAUAGAGGCAGACGCAGUACAAAGAAACCCGAUCAUCUCGCAAAUUCGCUUUCUUCCAUGUCUGAGACAGUCGAUGGCGUCCUCAGAACAUUCAAUCCAGGAACCCCUCAGUCUGAUAACUCACAGUACAGCUCCGCCGAGGCUAGCACUAGCAAACUCCCCCACAAUGGCAGGCCGACACUGAAUCGCCACUCAAUCAACUCCUUGGAGAAGCUCAUGAGCGGCUCAAGAGCACAGCAGCUGGAAGCAGCCGCUUGGUUAAUGCAAUUUCAAGAGUCUAUUUUAAGCUACAAUAAUCAAAUUCUCGACCAGAAUGAAAGAAUGGUCCAGUUGCAUAACAAACAGCCUCAUAUUCACGGAAACAGCGUCACUCCGCUAGACCAGCUCGUUAAUGCAUUUCAAGUUAGCUCACCUGGAAUGACGCAUAAAAAUGAUACCACUAAUGCCAAUGGCAUUAACAACGCCAACAACCCCACUAAUACUACAAAUGCUGAGCGGACCCCUCAACAUCAUGAGAGACCAGCUUCACCUAAACUUCAUAGCCUACCUGACGACACCCUCAACCCUCUCGGUCUUCUUGCUGAGGCCAGUCUCAACAACCGACGCUACAGCGCACGAAAUUCGCAGCGACCUGAUCUUCAAACAAUCCUCAAUAACGAGGAGACGGACGGCUCUUCACCUAAUGUUUGCGAGAAAGAAAAGAAUGAGCAGGUGGAGGCCAUGCUUAGAGAUCAGAAAUCGGAGGGCAUUGGUGUGGCAUCGGAUGAGUACUAUACACCAGGACCCAUGUCGAUGCUUCCCCUCCGUCGUAUCUUCAUCGAACGCCAAGUCAAACCAGAAAUACUCAAUUUCUGCUCGGACCAAGACAUUAGUAACCUUUUUCACAUUUACUAUAAGUACAUGAACCUACACACUUGCGUUCUCGAUGAAGGUUUCCACACGCCCUCGCUUGUCGCAUCGCGCUCGCCCUUUCUCCUAACGGCAGUGUGUGCAGUGGCGUCCAAGUUCUACACUCAAAUGCCCCACCUUCAACCAAAACUCCAAAAAGUAGCACGCAAGCUCGCAUUCGACGUGCCUUCGCGCGGAUUCAAGAGUGUUGAGAUUGUGAUGGGUUAUCUCGUUCUCGUGUAUUGGGGUAUAGGGCCCUCGCGGCGGUUUGAGGAAGACAAGACGUGGUUGUUGCUUGGUCUUGCGCUGCGCGUAGCUACAGAUCUCAAUCUACACAAAAAGGCAUCGGCGCAGAGUAUGCCUGGUAGCGACGAUGCUCAGCGUGAGCGUGAACUCAGGUGUCGCGAGCGCGUAUGGAUUCUUUGCUAUAUCACGGACCGCUCGCUGUCGGCACAAAUGGGCAAGCCUCCAUCUACAAGCCAUCGCGAAGAUUACAUUAUUCGACACGUUAGCGACUGGGCGCGCAAUGAAAUGAGUAAUCCCGAGGACUACCGCGUUGCGGCUUACUGCGAGAUGCAGCGCAUAGUGUCACGCUGCAUCGACUUCCUCUACUCCGCCUCAACACCUUCCGGUUUAGGCGCAGAUGUGAAUUACAUGCUUAUCACGGUUAUGUUCGAGAGUCAGCUCGUCGAGUGGAUCGAGAAGGUGCUUCACAACAAUAGUCGCAUUCAGGGCUCGGCAGAACAGCACGCGUAUAUAAUCAGUAUUAGCAAGUUUAUGUUUAAUUAUUGGUCUCUUGCCGUGUUUUCCUUCGGAUUACAGAGCUCCCUCGAAACGAGUAACGUAGACACGCCGUACUUUUUUGCGAAAUGCUACCACUUCGCUAUGGAGUUGCUAUCUAUCACAAAGAAAGAGCUUGGUCCGAAUGGCUGGCUGAAGUAUAGUGUAGAUUCGCACUUUGUUUUCAUUACAUAUGCUGCAGUCUCGCUUCUCAAAUUUAUGCGUCCGCAGUUCAGUCCUUAUCAUGCAGCAAUAGGGAUAGACAAUACUAUGAUAACAGGACAAGUGUCAGAAAUAGCUAAUUUGUUUGCUGGAGUAGCAGUAGAUGCGCGACAUACUCCUGCGCUCUACGCCGCAUUCCUUCAGGCGCUUAUUGGACCUCCUACGACAGGAGAGGAUGAUGGGGGAUUCAGGAACCGCAACGAGAUAUUCGACCGUCUCGUCGGCGAUCAAGGCAAGAACAGUAUGACGGAUCUGAUAGAUGAGAGUGUUGCGUUUAUGCCACCGCCACAUCAGCCGCCAGUAAAUUCGCAGACACACCCGCAACCUCACACACCGCAGCUUGACGAAUACGCACAGGCUCAGGCGGCAUUUGAGGGCACUAGUGGGGAUUAUAUGAGCAUGGAUCUGAAAACCAUCAACGAACAAGCACAGGCGAUGGAUGCACUUUAUCAGAAUGGCUUUUGGGAAAAUGUGCUACUGCCUGGUUUUGGCGGUCCUUUAGAUUCUAUUUCGGGGGGUGUAAUGCGCAGUGGAUUCUUGACUCCUAAAGGUAUCACACCGUCACAGACACCGAGGAAUAUUUCCAGGCCGCAGACACCGGCAAAUGCAUCAACUUCCAUGUCUCAGCAAUAUUCUAGACCGAGACAGCCUGUGUCGACGCAUGGCCAGGUGAAUAAUCAGGUAUUCAGUCACUCGCAGAAUCACUCAUACAAUCAGCACGCGCACAAUAUCUAA
Messenger RNA from Wallemia ichthyophaga EXF-994, 2955 nucleotides. Its product is annotated as Protein priB. Gene Ontology annotation, biological process: DNA-templated transcription; regulation of DNA-templated transcription. Bases 1 to 2955 code for a protein of 984 amino acids. The record is from RefSeq and is a predicted model, not a curated record. Lineage: Eukaryota; Fungi; Basidiomycota; Wallemiomycetes; Wallemiales; Wallemiaceae. The transcript has 4 exons. Gene Ontology annotation, cellular component: nucleus. Gene Ontology annotation, molecular function: DNA-binding transcription factor activity, RNA polymerase II-specific; zinc ion binding; transcription cis-regulatory region binding.